AUGCAGAUGGUCAUCCCGACGACGGAGUCGACGUUCCACACCAUUGCCCACAUCCGGCCCACGCGCUACGUGUGCCAGGCGCCCAUGUCCGUGACCAAGGAGCUGGUUGCUGGACAGCGAGCUGAAGCGGCUGCGCAAGAAGGCAUUGGUGCUGAAGGCGGUUAUACCGCAAGCACGGGCGCUGCUUCUGCCACUUCUGCUGGCACUGCUUCUUCUGCUUCUGCCGCUGCUGGCGACGAUGGCGUUGGCUCGAGUGAGCGGACAGCACACGCAGGAGGGCCUGUCGACCUCAGUGCCCACGCAGCGCUUGGAGGUCCGCGCAAGGAAGUGGCGGCGGCGUCGGAGGUGCUGCUGACCACGUGCAAGAGGCUGUUCCCGGCCAAGGUGAAGCAGGCCGUGUGGGAGCUGCAUGCGGAGAUUCGCGAUGGAAGCAUCAACAACGCCCGCGACAUGAACGCCGAGAGGAGCGGGCCCCUGCGGUACAACGAGGCGCGCGUGACCACGUCCGACGGCUGCGGACCUGAAGACGGCGUACCGCGCGCUGCCGACGACGGCGCGGGACAACAACAUUCGCUCGCUGGCCACAUGCGCGCUCGGGUGCGGCGCCUUCCGCUGCUUGAGGUGAUUGACGAGGUGGGCCGCGACGGUACGUUCUUCGACACGAUCCGCGUGACCAUCAUCACCAAGGACGUGAGCACGCUGUUGGCGUUUAAGCAGACGUUUGAGAAGUACUAUGGCGAGAAGGUGGGCAGUGGGCUGUAUGAGGACCUGCAGCGCAGCGCACUGGAUGCGCCGGCCGACGAGACGCCAGCUGACCCCAUCCACACGUGGCUGUAUACGGGGCCAACGUACACGGAGCCGCCCUCCAAGGCGGAGCUGGACAACAAGGCCGCGUGGAACGGGUUUACGCACGACGCGACGCUCCUGAUUGAGAACGCCUUCAACAAGUACCGGGCUGCCAUCAUCGCUGCCAAGCACAAGCGCAGCAAUGCUGAUGAUGAAGAUGUUGUUGUUGGCAAUGGUGAUGAUGAUGAUGAUGAUGAUGAUGAUGAUGAUGUUGGUAAUGGUGAUGAUGGUGAUGGUGAUGAUGAUGAUGAUGAUGAUGAUGAUGAUGAUGAUGUUGUUGUUGUUGGCAAUGGUGGUGAUGGUGAUGAGCAGGGCGGCAGCGUCGGCAAGCACAAGGGUGUUGCUGUUGGCGGGGUUGCUUUGGAGCAUGCGCGCGAGAUGCUCAAGGAGAUGACAAAGCCGUGCGGGCGCUUCCCCGACAAGUAUCUGCACAAGGAGCACUACAAGAUGAGUGAGGAAGACGCCGCCCGCGUGGUGGCCGAUGCCCGUGCAGCCGCGGCUGUGGAGGGCGAGCGCAACAUGCGCCGGACGGUUAAUCCCGGUGUCCUGCAGCGGUGGCUGGAGUACAAGAACCGCAAGGCGUGGAAGUCGGCGCGCUUCUUCAAGAUCCAGUGGUUGACCGCUACUUCACGGUGGACUUCCAGGACCACUGGGUCGUGUGCAGAACGUGCCACUGUUCAAGCGGCACUUGGAGAGCGUGCACCGGGUGUACUGGCGGCCCGCGCCACCAAAAAAAAAAACCUGUCCAACGUCAUUGCGCCGCUCUCUGGCGACGAUGACUGCAACGUGUUUGAGCACCGCCUGCUGCACGGCAUCUGCAGGAGGGAGCUUGGUCUGACCAUCAACUACGCCAGCGUGGAGGGCUACUUUGGCUCGGGCUUGUAUUUCAGCGGCGACCCGUCGUUUGCUGUCAAGUGUGGCCACCACGAGGGCAGCGCAACAGACAAGCACGACACCACCAGCGAGCGGCGCGUGUAUGUCGAUGUGUCGACGCCCCAGCCGAAUGACGUUGCUGUUGGUUCUGCUGAUCAUGGUGUCACUGCAACUGCUGUUGCUGCUGCUCCUGCUCGCCAUGGUGCUGACGAGGGAGAAGGAAGUGGCCGAGUUGCCGCUGGUGAAGAGAGUGAAGGCACCUCGGGUGGUGCUGAGGGUGCUGGUGGAUGCACAACUGCUUCUGCUGGGAGCGUGUUAUACGAUUUCGUUCGCGCUAUCGACGGCGAUACAGAGAUGUUUGUCAUCUACGACAACGGCAUGUGCUACCUGGAGUACAUCAUCUACUUUGACGAUGAUGCUGUUGAUGUGGAGGUGGAAGUGGACGGGGACGAAUCAGAGGAUGUGGAAGAAGAAGUAGUCGCGCCAGUUGUCGGGGAAGGGGAGAGUGAUGAUGACCGUGGAGAUGAUGCUACUGCGGACGUGGAAGAUGCUGGAGCGAGGGGCAUGCGACUCACGGCUGGGAGUGAGGAUGGUCGUGGUGAUGCUGAUGGUGAUGAUGGUCUGCCACGUGAUGGUGGCGAACAAUUACAACGACCUCCAUCAUCCCACAGCGAUGUUUCUGGUGAUGAUGCCGUCGCUGAGAACAACGGCUACGGGGUGAACGGAAUCAGAGGUAGCCCUCAAGACAACAACAGCCCCAACAACAACCAGAACAACCACAACCUGAACAUUCUUGGCAAUGCCAGCUAA
Salpingoeca rosetta is the source of this 2529-nucleotide messenger RNA. RefSeq lists its product as uncharacterized. The record is from RefSeq and is a predicted model, not a curated record. Bases 1 to 2529 code for a protein of 842 amino acids. The transcript has 5 exons. NCBI's taxonomy places the organism in Eukaryota, Choanoflagellata, Craspedida, Salpingoecidae.